Trametes versicolor FP-101664 SS1 is the source of this 1662-nucleotide messenger RNA. RefSeq lists its product as uncharacterized. Lineage: Eukaryota; Fungi; Basidiomycota; Agaricomycetes; Polyporales; Polyporaceae. The record is from RefSeq and is a predicted model, not a curated record. The transcript has a single exon. Bases 1 to 1662 code for a protein of 553 amino acids.
AUGUUCCCCAGCGCAACGUCGAAUGUGUGGAACGCGGGCGUCGAAGUGCCUGGCCAGAUGCGUAUGAACACCAUCGCUCCGGUCAACCGUCUUCCUCCAGAAAUACUCUCUGUCAUCUUCGACAUAUCCUCCAUUCAGCCACUCGUGCACGAGCUCCCGCGUAAGGAGGAAUGGGCCACAGCGUAUCAUUCCGCGAGGGUCCUGCAAACUCAAAUCAUGGCAGUAUGUCGACUAUGGCGAGACACCGCGCUCUCUACCAGCAGUCUCUGGUCCGACAUAGCUUCUCUAACCACGGAAGGGUGUCCCACAUCUAUCCAACUAUCCCGUGCGCAAGGCACUACGCUCUGCCUCUACAGCGGUGCAGGACAUCGAGCCAAGGAGAUACUUCCUGUGCUCGCAAGUCAUACGCACCGCAUCCGGGUUCUCUGGAUCUGCGACGCGUGUGGUUCGUGGAUACCCACAGAGGACAUCCGGGAUGUAUUUCUCUCCUUUCCCGAGCUGGCGCAUUGCAUCGAGGAGAUUACGGUGCAUGCGAAUAGCCCACCUACCUGGCCACUGGCAAAGACGCCCUCACCACCUCCCCGUACCCUGUUUUCCGGCUUCGCUCCACAACUGCGCGUGCUCAGGCUGACGUUGUCUUGUCUGCCCUUUAUACCCGAGGACACGCUCCCCAAUCUCACGGAACUCUAUCUCGACAACGACUGUUAUGUCACCCACUCCUCCCUACUUUUGAUCUUGGAACGUGCGCCGAUGCUGGAACAAGUAUAUCUUGCCACACCCAUCCCUUGGUCCUCCACCAGUCCACCCCUUACAGGUCGUAUCGUCCCUAUGCCUAAGCUGCGCAGAAUCACACUCGACGUCCAAGCGGAUCCAUCUCCCCUGCUCCGUGCCCUCGCCCUCCCUCCCUCUUGUCUGGUCAAACUCACACUCAGCGGAGCGAGCGACGUGCCAGGCUGCCUCGCAGCCCUCGAAGGCCAGCUGGACUGCAGCCAGCUGACGAGGCUAUCCCUCAACGUCGACUGGCACCCAGAGCGGGAGAGCGGCGACGUGGUCCUAAUCACCACCGUCUGCAACGCUUCCGCCACCCAGGGCCUCGCGCUCAGUGUCCAGUGCGACGGCCGCGGCGGCUCGAGCUCCAUCCCCGUUCUCCGAGAGACCCUGACCACCGCGUUCCGCACGUCUCCGAUAUACGCAGACGUCCGAGAACUGACCGUCUUCGUCAACCAACGCAUCGUCGACGCGGCGUUCCUCGACAGCCUUCCCCGCCUCACCACGCUCAACCACAUCUUCUGCCGCCCGCCGCCCACGUACUACGAGAUGCUCGAGGGCAACUACAUCUCCCGCCUGAUGCAGGUAUCCCCGGACGGCCGCGUGACGUGCCCGAGCCUGACCACGCUGUACUUCAUCGACUGCCCCUUCGACGCGCUCGCCGACGCGCGCGCGAUCCUCGAGUUCCGCAAGCAGCACGGACGCCCGCUCACCCGGCUGGGCAUCGACUGCAGCGUCGCGCUCAAGCAUGAUGUACGCGCGCUGGGGAAGCGCGUGAAGGAGCUCGACGUCAAUUUCUGCGACGUGCCCGGAUACGAAGGGGGGCUGGACGUCGCGCCGGAGGGAGGCUGGCGCGGGCACUCCGCGCGAGCGCGUCGUCACUGGCCCCCCUAG